Eleginops maclovinus (Patagonian blennie) is the source of this 1070-nucleotide messenger RNA. RefSeq names its product fibroblast growth factor 6-like. Lineage: Eukaryota; Metazoa; Chordata; Actinopteri; Perciformes; Eleginopidae. Gene Ontology annotation, cellular component: cytoplasm. The transcript has 3 exons. Gene Ontology annotation, molecular function: fibroblast growth factor receptor binding; growth factor activity. Bases 97 to 723 code for a protein of 208 amino acids. The record is from RefSeq and is a predicted model, not a curated record. Gene Ontology annotation, biological process: positive regulation of cell population proliferation; positive regulation of protein phosphorylation; animal organ morphogenesis.
AAAUAACCCUCAGCCAGCAUGCCGAAGGAAGCAAAACAAGAAGAGCGGUAUUUUUAGGGUCAUUAAUAUCGACCACGUGGCCCGAAGGUAAACCGGAUGGCCGUUGCGCAAAGGCUCCUCGUCAGUAUGUCCUGCGAGGCCGGCACGCCGCACUGGACGCUGACCGCGGUGGUUCUCCUGGGCUUUCUGCUGGGGAUCGUGUCAGCGUACCCUUUACCGAGCAGCAGGACAAAUGCAACUUUAUUGGAAAAAAGAUGGGAGACCCUCUUCUCCCGCUCUGUACUGGGGAUCUCCGGAGAGAAACCGGAGCUGAACUGGGAGAGUGACUAUCUGCUGGGCAUCAAAAGAGUGCGGAGGCUCUACUGCAACGUGGGCAUCGGGUUUCACCUUCAGGUCCUCCCCGACGGCAGGAUAAACGGUGUACAUAAUGAAAACCAGUACAGUCUAAUAGAGAUCUCCACGGUGGACAGAGGAGUGGUGAGCCUAUAUGGGGUGAAGAGUGAGUUGUUUGUCGCAAUGAACAGCCGUGGGAGGUUAUACGGAACGAAAGUCUUCCAUGACGAGUGCAAGUUCAAGGAGAGCAUGCUCGCCAACAACUACAAUGCCUACGAGUCUCUGGUUUACAGAGGUUCCUACAUAGCACUCAGCAAGCAUGGCCGCGUGAAGAGGGGCAACAAGGCCACCACUGCCAUGACUGUAACGCACUUCCUACCCCGGAUAUGAUGAGGAAAAACUGGCAAUAACAAACUUAUUUGCACAUGUGGAUUAUUUCCCAGGUAACAUAAAUACCAUAUACGUACGUACAAACACAAAAGACAACAUGGACUGUAAAAGAAAGAAAUACCACUAUAUCUGAUAGUAUUUAUUCAAACUUUAUAUGUAUAUUUGGGUAGCUUCCUUUGUAUUAGAAAUUAUGGAAAUGCCAUUCUUUGCUGCUUUUAUGAUUUUCAUAAUUUUGUGAUUAUGGAGGGGAUGGAGAGGCAUCAUUUAUCCCCUCAUUUUAUAUGGGUGCUUGUUGGAAUUGGUUGAGUCCUUGGCCUGUCAGCGGAUGACAGUUCAUACUUUUCAAA